AUGAAGCUUCUCGCAUCAAUCUCCUUUUUCGUUGUCGCCUCUCUCGCGGCCAAAUACCCUGCCGGCACCAACUGCCACUCAAAUCUAGAGUGCAACGACAACUGCCUAGAUGGAAAAUGGACAAUCACGAAUGUGCAGGGUGACUACCAGCUUGUGUGCGAUCCAACAAAAGAUGACCCCACUCAAUACUACGCCGCUUAUUGUGAACGCAAACGAACGACGCAUAGUAGCGGUGAAAUCACCACUGAGAAAGGUUUUAAUACCGAAGGGAAGCGCAGCACUCAAGGCGAUAUUUCCCAGAGCUGGGUAAAUGCCUGUAAUGCAGAAGACUCAGAAAGUGACUUCAUCACCUCUGUGACGGCCAGCGAAGCAGUUUCUCACGGAUACGGGUGUGAUGUGAACACAGUUUUUCCAAACUCAAAGCGGGAUAUGGCGUUCCGGGCUUAA
Messenger RNA from Penicillium manginii, 447 nucleotides. RefSeq lists its product as uncharacterized. Lineage: Eukaryota; Fungi; Ascomycota; Eurotiomycetes; Eurotiales; Aspergillaceae. The record is from RefSeq and is a predicted model, not a curated record. The coding region runs from base 1 to 447 and encodes 148 amino acids. The transcript is spliced from 2 exons.